CGCCAUGACGUCUUUGUAUAAUUAUUACAUACAUUUUUAGUUUACCUUGUUUUGAAAAACAAACAAUUGAUUAGUGUCAAACUCACAAUCACAGAGAUCACACAAACAAUUGUAAAGUGUAUUUUUUGUUUGAAUAUAGAAAAAUGUUUUUGGAGAAAAAUUCAAGAUAAUUUUUUGUUUAAAUCUAAAAAAUUGAAGAACCUUUUUAUUCAAAAAAGGAACAGCAAAUCAAGUUUAAAAUCCAGUGCGUUGUUUUUUGUUUUUACUAUUUCUAGACCGAGUUUUGACUUACAAUUUUAAAAUGGAAGUGACAGAUGUCGAAGGAGGAUGUAAGACAGUUGUGCCGAGAAAAAAUACAGUGAGAUUGGUGUUUAGAACAGUGUUACAUGGACUGAUACUUCUUCAUCAUACAGCAGUGAAUUUGUUUGGUAUAGCAUCGGUGGCAGUUAAAGCCUUGAGUUCGGACAACCCAGAAAUAUACCAGAUGGGCUGUUUUGCACCUGCUUUUGGUACUAACUGGAACUUUUCGUUCCAAACAGUCUUCCUGUUCCUGUCCCUCACAUACGACAUCUGCGAAUGGCUGAGCUUGCACGAAGUGCCGCGAGCUAAGAAGAUCGCCUACUGGAGGGACAUCGUGUUCACUUCGCUGGUCUUGCCUUACACUUUGUUCGUCUCCCUAAUGUUCUGGAGCGUAUACUGGAUAGACCGGGAGCUGGUCUUCCCUAAAGUCUACGACAGCAUCGUGCCCUGGUGGUUCAACCACUGCGUCCAUACCAACAUCAGUAUAGUGGUGCUGAUCGAGACCCUCCUCCAGGCUAGAAGGAAACCGGUCAACUUGAAGCUGGAGCUGAUCCUUACAACCUUUGUAAACGUGGGGUAUGCUGUUGUGUACUACUCCAUCUUCUUCUUCGCAAACCGCUGGUUAUACAACGUCUUCGGCAUCAUGACCUGGUGGCAGGUCUGCAUGUACCAGCUACUCAUCUGGGCGUCCAGUUACGUCUUCUAUUACAUGCAAUUCCCUAUCAACCGUCUCAUCCACGGCUCUGAGCCAGAACCAGAGAAGACCGUCAUCGAGAGAGUGGAAAAAGAACCCCAGUUAGAAAAAGUUCCCGAGCCUGUUGAAGAGACCGUCUUCGAGAAAAAAGGCAACGGUAUAGCUAAGAAUUUCGAGAUAGCAGCUAUGCAGAAUAAUCUAGAUACGAUGGAUGCGCCUUUUUCUUCAGAUAAUUGGAGUCUAAAAUACAGAUCGCUGAGAGAGAAGUUCGAGAACUCUAGGUUAUGAAAUGAAUGUGAUAAACCUGUGAUGUAAUAGUUCAAAAGGUAGAUAAGGCAGGAUUGUGACGAGGAUUGUCUCGUUGUGUCGCGAAAAUGUGUCAUUGACUUUUAAGAGAGAGUUUAAUGUUUAGAGCCUCUGAUAUACUUACAACUGACGUAACAGUGCAAAGUUAAUGUUUCCAAAGGCUACGGUCUUCUAAACACUAUAUAUGGCGUCUGACGUCAGCGUCAAACGUUCCUAUCGACUCGCAUACGGUGUCUACGACAUCUGAAAGACCACAACAGCACAUUUUUGUAGUAAGCAUUGUGACGCGGCCUAAGACGUGAUGCUGUACGCAGCUUACAAUGUUUUAGGAGACCGCAGCCUCAAAUUUUGACAGUCGUAGUUGGUAUUUUAUAACGGCUAUCACGUGCAGCAAUGACUUUAGAAAUAGGUGACACUGCGCUAGGGCGCAAUUGCGCCAACUAAGCUUACUGUGGCGGGUGAGUUAACUCACUUCUUAUAAUGAAGCUGCACUAGAGUUACUUAGUUAAUGCAAAAAGUUUUGCUGAGUUACUCAUCUCGCGUUGUGUGUCAAAUUAAAUUAAAAUGUUGGUUGAUAGUAUUUAAGAGAACAACGAGUAUGUUUUUAUAUAAGUAAAAAAUUGAGAAAUCAGUUCUUUUGCCUGUGUUCUAUGGUCUUGUACUACAAAACAUUACUUUUCCGUGCCUAUGCAGUAGGUAACUUUCACGUUUCAUAAUUUUCAUUAUGCAUUUAAAAUGUAAAUUUUCUGAAAUGUUUGUAUUUAAAAAAAGAAUAAUAAAAAAGUAAAAAAUAAUAAUUGUAUAAUAUAAAAAACAUAUACUUUCUAAAGUUAUAUUUUUAUCCAUUUUAUAUUACAACAAAAAUUAAAUAUGAAUAUCGUGAUACUAUUUUGGGACACUUUAGUUACAACAAACAACUGCUGUAAAUAAUGCUUUGAAGAACCUUAGUAUUUGCAUUUAUUGUUUUUAAUAUUAGAGAAUGUACUUGUUUUUCUUUUACAAACUCGACUUAUUUCAAUUGUAAAUAUCUUUUCUAAAACAAAAAUGCCUUCUUAGCCAUCUUGCAAGCCAAAGAAAUGAAUUAUGUAUCCAAUAUUGUUAUGUUUAUUGAAAAAUACCUACAUGCCAGUCACUUUAAUUUGUAUACAUACUUCCAUCCAAAAUAAAAAUAAAAAAUACAAUUAAUCAAAUAUAAAUUAUUUUCAAUUGAUCAAUGAAAAUUUUGUGUUGUAAAUAGUUACUUAAUGUCUUUAUAUUUUCAAUUUACUUAACUUUAUACGUGUAUAAGUAGUUCUUCAAUAUCAUUGUGUAGAAUAUACUAUAAGUUACGGUACGAAAAUGGUUUUAUACGUUAAUAGGUAGAAUAAAUGAAAUAAUUAUA
Molecule: messenger RNA, 2681 nt
Organism: Ostrinia nubilalis (European corn borer)
Lineage: Eukaryota; Metazoa; Arthropoda; Insecta; Lepidoptera; Crambidae
Product: androgen-dependent TFPI-regulating protein-like
Exons: 4
Coding region: 302-1282 (326 amino acids)
Cellular component (GO): membrane; endomembrane system
Source: RefSeq, a predicted model, not a curated record